Pangasianodon hypophthalmus (striped catfish) is the source of this 3008-nucleotide messenger RNA. It is a transcript of the gene gipc1, whose product is annotated as GIPC PDZ domain containing family, member 1. Lineage: Eukaryota; Metazoa; Chordata; Actinopteri; Siluriformes; Pangasiidae. Gene Ontology annotation, molecular function: protein binding. The transcript is spliced from 7 exons. The coding region runs from base 1344 to 2471 and encodes 375 amino acids. The record is from RefSeq and is a predicted model, not a curated record.
AGGAACAACACCAAUAGCUAACGGUUUUUUUUUUUUUUUUUUAGCUAAACAAGCUAGCAACCCGGUUUUUAAACUUAUCCAGAAUACAUUUCUUAACUUUGUCAUCAUUUCUAAUGUUAUGUGAGACUUUUUAAUAACACGAACGAGUCGUAUAAGUGUCGGUUUUUGUCGUAUUUGAUUGUUAGUUUGCUAAAAAUGUUUAGGUUUCUCUAAGAGCUUGCUAAUUAACUCCUAACCUGUAGCUAGCAAACUUAUCAGACUAGCAGUUCAUUUCCACCCAAAUACUCUUUAUUUAGUGUUUUUAGCCUUAACUAUUGAGUUAUUUAGUCGAACUGUUACUAAACCUAAUAAUGAUAAGCUUUAUAGAUAGCUAAUCUAGAAAUAAAAUCAGCAUUUGAACCAAUGUGUAGGCGAUAUUUUGCAUUUUAGAGGUGUUUCGAUAUGAUAGAUCACGGUAUGAUAUUCUCAUCAAAUAUAUCACGGUUUUAUUGUAUUAAGUAAAAAGUAGAAACUUAAUUUUUUAAAAUAUAAACCUGCUUAUGUUUUUUCCACAUUCUAAAGAUCCUAAUUAUUCAAGUUCUUUUUUUAAUUGUUUAUAGACUGCCUAAUAUAGAUAUGAUUUAAAGAAUUGUGCUGUCAAAGGAAACUAAUCAACAACAGGUUAUUUCCCAAUAACACCACAUCCUCCUGAAGUGUUUUGUUCCUCUUACACCACAGUCAUGUGCCAAUGAUUAUGAUUUGUUAUUUAUCAAAGAACAACACAUACUUUUUAUCUAUUUAUAGUUACGUGUAAGUUACGUUAUAGCAGCUGUAAAAAGGUCGUUCCUUCACAUCUUCUCUUUUUUUCUCUCACUUGACGUUAAUAAGACGAAAAAAAUCGCAGCUUGUCCUGUUACCAGGAAACCACGAAGGCGUAAACUCCUCUGUCCUGAAGAUGUCGGAAGACUUACGGACUGUUACAGAGCGCUGACGCUGGAGACUCCUUCCGUAAAACGUCUCAUUACAGAAAACGUCACCAUAUCAAGGAUUACACGCACUUUUUUAUCUGGAGAGUCCGCCGUGAAUGAGCUGUUACUAUAGCAACGCUCACGUAUUCGAACGAUCACGUUAAUAUAAUAUAAUAUAAUAUAAGCCUGGCACUACUGUCAACAUCUUCAGACCAAUUAGAAUUCAACAGCACCGUGAUAUGAUCUUUGUUAAUGAUUUGUAAUGAAAUAGCUCACGUUACUGACAGAAAAAAAGUUGUUUUGGUUGAUUUAUAUGGAGCCACGAUGCGAAUAGGUCUAAUAUGGCUGUAAUACGACAUGCGCUAACAGUGUGAGAUUAAUCACUGGGUUUAUACGAUGUCAAGGGAAGACGGUCUUCUGUGUAAAUGGCUUGAGUCUAAACCACGUACAUCCAGAAACUUUGCGAACUCCAGAUUCUCUCCUCUCGUCCGUACUACUGAACACCAAGAGAAACCCCUGAACAUGCCGCUCGGACUGGGCCGAAGGAAGAAGGCGUCUCCGCUGGUGGAAAACGAGGAAGCCGAGCCGAUCCGCGCCGGACUCAACGUCGAUGGACUCGACAGUGGGAGGGUUGGAAUCGCUGAAGGUGUGACACAGGAAGGUCUGCCUCCUCCGCCCACUAACCUGCGGCCUCGUCUCAUUUUUCACACCCAGCUGGCGCACGGCAGCCCGACAGGCCGCAUCGAGGGAUUCAGCAACGUCCGCGAGCUCUACUCCAAGAUCGGGGAAGCCUUCGGGAUCCCGCCGGCAGAGGUUAUGUUUUGCACACUGAACACCCACAAAGUGGACAUGGACAAGCUGCUGGGCGGCCAGAUCGGCCUGGAGGACUUUAUCUUCGCUCACGUGAAGGGCCAGAGGAAAGAAGUGGAGGUGUUCAAAGGCGAGGACGCUCUAGGACUCACGAUCACUGACAAUGGCGCCGGCUACGCGUUUAUUAAAAGAAUAAGAGAGGGCAGCAUCAUCCAUCAGAUCCAAAUCAUCAACGUCGGAGACAUGAUCGAGUCCAUCAACGGUCAGACGCUGAUCGGCUGUCGACACUACGAGGUCGCAAAGAUGCUCAAAGAAUUGCCGAGGGGGAAAAACUUCGUUUUGAAGCUGGUGGAACCGCUGAAGGCCUUUGAUAUGAUCAGUCAGCGGUCAGGGGGGAAAGCGGGGUCAGCGGUACAGCUGGGUACGGGCAGAGGGACGCUACGACUGAGAUCUAAAGGACCAGCAACGGUGGAGGAACUGCCCUCAGCGUUUGAAGAAAAGGCUAUCGCAAAAGUUGACGAUCUCCUGGAGAACUACAUGGGGAUACGAGACAGUGAGCUCGCUGCCACCAUGGUGGAGUUGGGCAAAGACAAAAAGAACCCGGACGAGUUUGCGGAGGCUUUGGAUGAGACGCUCGGCGACUUCGCCUUCCCGGACGAGUUUGUGUUUGACGUCUGGGGCGCCAUCGGUGAUGCCAAGGUCGGUCGGAUUUGAUCCUGAACACGGCGGAGUGAACAGGACUGAAAGGGAGGUGUUUAAGGGAGGUGGUGCUGCCACUGAGGACACUGCUACUACAAACUACACUACAGAGUGAGUUUUACACAAAAAAACCCUUCAGCUAUCUGCAUUCUGGACAUCCUCUGGGAGCGGGUUUAAUCCUUUUUAAUGCAAAAUAAUGAACUGCAUUGCUCUGACCCUGAUAUUGACUCCAGAAGGAAUUAAGCUAGCCCUUAAGACACUAAUGUGGAAUACACAUGUUGAAAUUUUCCCCGGUUUUGUUUCAGAUACUUCAGAUAAACGCUAGGAAAAGUCCCAAUCUGCACGUCGCACGUGUAAACCUCUCUCUCUCUCUCUCUCUCUCUCUCUCUGACUCUUUAUAAAACUGUGACGUUCACUUUGCACUGUUACACUGUACGAACUGCACUGCCACGCCGUGUUCACACUCCUUCCCCCAAACACACACUCGUAAACACACACACACCCCCCUUGUGCAUGCGCAGUGCAGUUCUGGACCACUUUAUGUGAUGUAAC